Messenger RNA from Gongylonema pulchrum, 868 nucleotides. The record is from the annotation of a GenBank genome assembly. Lineage: Eukaryota; Metazoa; Nematoda; Chromadorea; Rhabditida; Gongylonematidae.
UUUUCAGGCAUCGCCGUCAAAUCUGAAUGCACGCGUCUUGGAAAAUUUGAUAGGCAUUUCGAAAUAUCUGUUGCAAUCCCGUACUGGUACACCGUUGUUGAAGCAUCUUUUCGACUACAUCCUCUUCAAUCCGGAGCUCUGGAGUAAAGCUGAAGCUUCUAUACAAAUUAAAUUGUAUUAUUAUUUGGCGAGUGAUUUUUUGUCGAGCGCGAAUUUGAUGCUUCCUUUGCAACGUUGCGCCACUGUCGUUGAAGUUCUUCACGCCGUCAAAAUGAGUGACAUUGUAACAAUCCGAGCACAUCUGCUAACGUUUGUUUCGCGAAUGAUUUGUAUGGUGGAUUCGAAGGAGAGCGAACUGAAUCGCGACAGCGAGUUCAAUGCCCUGCUCAAUUUCAUUGCCACCGACGAUAACCUCUAUGACGUGCUAGCACUUACAACACGACUUCUGGCCGAAAGACCAGCAACAAUGGUACCAGCUUUCGAUCGAAAAAGAGGUCUUGUCGUGGUAUUCAAACUCAUCAAUUCGGUCAACGAAUUGAUUCGUAUCCCGGCACUUAAGAUAUUUGGCUAUUUCUUGUGUCGCUCAACACUCAAGUCAGACGAUAACCUCUAUGACGUACUAGCACUUACAACGCGACUCCUAGCCGAAAGACCAGCAACAAUGGUACCAGCUUUUGAUCGAAAAAGAGGCCUUGUCGUGGUAUUCAAACUUAUCAAUUCGGUCAACGAAUUGAUUCGUAUCCCGGCGCUUAAGAUAUUUGGCUAUUUCUUGUGUCGCUCAACACUCAAGUCAGUUUGCUUUUUCGGGCAUAAUUUAAUCAGCUUUCGCACUAUCGCCCCAUCGUCUAAGUUGGCAACUUUUCUGUAG